Messenger RNA from Pomacea canaliculata, 5264 nucleotides. Its product is annotated as RPII140-upstream gene protein-like. Bases 194 to 1099 code for a protein of 301 amino acids. The transcript has 7 exons. Gene Ontology annotation, cellular component: mitochondrion. Lineage: Eukaryota; Metazoa; Mollusca; Gastropoda; Architaenioglossa; Ampullariidae. The record is from RefSeq and is a predicted model, not a curated record.
UUUUUUUCAGUCCACUUCCGUUGUCUCGGUUCGUCACUUUGACUUUCGUACACUGUCAUUUCACGGACUGAUCAUUUUGUGAAUGACCUGUCUCCGCCAAUAGGUUCAGUCACGUCCCUGGGUUCAAUAACUUUGACGCCUUUUCUUUUUUUCUGAAGACAUUAAGUGUUGCACAAUAAUUCUGAAACUGAGCAUGAUGGAUAAUUUUAGGAAAUGGUACGACUGCGUGUACUUAAAGAGUUUAUCGUUUCGGCAUCCGUCGAUCAACACAUGUUUUUCAGCUAACUGCUAUAAAUCAGAAUGUAGUGUGAUGAAAACCUGCCCCCAAGAACGCAGUGUUUCAUAUAACUUUCUCCAAGCAUUCCUUUCUCGGAAAGCAUUUUGUGAAAGUGGCAAAACGCUGUCUCUUCCAACACCAAUGGGCAAAAAAGAAGAAACUCAAGAAAAAACGAGCAGAGUUUUUAAUAUCGUCAGUGAGGUAGAUGUCCAAAAUUAUUUAUCAAACGAGACAGGUCGUGACAGACUGAUUAAGAUGUAUUCUAUAGAUCACAAAGGCCAACUGACUCCAGAAAUGCAAAUAAUUAAGACUGCCACCAUUCAGGCAGCUGCUGCUACAUUUCUUUGUGUGAGCCUGUUAGCUGGCAGACAGGCCAAGAAUGACUUCAUAACUCGAAACCAAGUGACUGUUUUCAAAACACGCUUCCAGGCAUUUCGACGACUUCAAGACACUAUUUUUCUAUUUAGCAUGAAAGAGGGAGCAAAAUGGACAGUCCGUGUUUCAGUAUUUUCAUUAAUUUUUUUACUGACGUCACAGUCCAUUGCUGUAUACCGCAACAAGAGUUCAGUAUGGGAAUAUACCGUUGCAUCUGCUUUGACGAUUGGACUUUUUAAGGCUAAUCUGGGUCUUCGUGCGUUUGUGGUUAGUACGGGCUUUGGAGCAGUCAUUGGAUCACUUGGGGGUUUGCUUGUGUAUGCUGCUAUGAAGAUUACAAAUGAAACUCAGGAACAGCGCCAUCACUGGCAAGUACAAAGAGAACUUGAGCAUAAUAAGAUUAUCCAAGGCCAGUUUGCUUCCAAUGUUGUGACUACAGCAGCCUGAAAUUCUUCCUGCAAACCAUGUGUGAUGACCAUUGACUGCUCUUAUGGCUAGCUUACUGCCAACAUCAAUAUAUGACUGUGAUUUCAUUUGAAGCAUAUCCUGACAAUAUCUGCUAAAGGUGUAAGCAGAAAGCAGAUGAAAGUUAAAGGUGUAUGCAGGUGAAAGCAGAUUAAGCUUGAAACCACUUGCAUUUAAAUUGGAAUUUUGUGAUGCAGUUUAAUGUACAAAAGAUGAAGAAUUUGAAAUGGUGACAUCAUCAUACCUAGUAAAAAUUGUAAUGCCUUAAAAUAUUCCAUAAUGGAGCUCAGUAGUCAGAGUUUUUAGAUUGUUGAAGAUCAUACAAAUUAUGGAUGAAAUAACAAUGUUGCCAUCAAGCUUUGAGUGCUAGAUGACUGUACUCUUGAUAUUAUUUGUAUUAUAUAACACAUGAAGUAUAACUCUUACAUCCAACAUGAAAAACUUAUUUCAGUUGAUGGGAAGAUACCACUGAGUUCUGACUCCCAUUGUAUAGAAGAUAACCGAAUAGAAACAAACCAGAAGAAUCGCAGCCAUCAUAAUUAUUAAAACCUGGGCUUUUUGCACAACGUAUCCAAAGCUUAAAACUAUUUUGUAGAAGCUAAUUUAAAUUUUUUUUAUUUUAUAGGAAAUUACUGUUAACCCAUUUAGAAGUGUUGCAUGGGCAUUUCAGAAUCAUUUUAAGAAAGAUUUUAUCUUCUAGCUUUAAAGAUAUUUUAAAAUUGUUUUCAAACAACUUGGAGCAACAGCUGGUAAAACAGCUUUUUAAAGUGAUGACCAUGAUAAUCAGAAUCAGCUUUAGAGACGAGUGUGAGGUUUGAACAAACGAAACCCUGGGAUGAAAAAAAAAAUUGGAAGAAUUGUUUUACCAGUUUGGAUUGUACCAAACCAAUAUCCCCAUAAUUAUUGAAGAGAUCGCAAUGAGUACUGACAAAAGCACAGCUCAUAUUUGAAAUUUAAAAUAAUUGUUAAUUUUAUGGGGGUUGCGGAAAGUUACAUUUAGCACUGACUUUAUUUCCCAUAGACUAACAUAAUCAGACUAAAGCUAAGGAGGCAAUAAUAUCUUACAUGAUUUAAAUGACACCUAGCAUUUAGAAAGAAACAUGUUUCAUAUCUCUUAAAACAUCUGCAAAAAUGUCAUACAAGGAGAAAAGCUACUUAGUGUUGCAUUCACUCUAAGGUAGAAGGUUAAAAUGGGACUUCAUUCAAAUGAUAUAAUUUACAGUAGGCUUGAUGACAUUGACAAAAAAUAAAAUUUUCACUGAGACAUUAACUCGGGAAAACCAAAAUCCAAUAGGAAAGAUUGCUGGACUGACAAAAAAAAAGAAAAGCAAACAAACCUGUCAUUGAGUUAUAAAAUAGAUUGCAUGCACGACCUAUUAAUAUUAAGUUUAGCACUAUGUAUUGACAUAUUCUUAAAUUUUCUUUGUACAUGUGUAUGUGAGAAACAUAGCAAAGGACUUUGCGUGCUUUAAAAAAGUAGAUCUGUCAUUCUGUUUCUCUGAAACUGAAAUUAAAAAAUUGCCUUUGCAUGUGUGAAAAAAAAAUCAAGUUAAUAUUUAGAAGGAUUCUGUUAAGCUGAUUUUACUUAAUCCCUUUUAAACUUGUGUUUAAAACUUAAUGUGCAGCUGGCCCCUGAUCUGUGUUUGCUAAAACUGUAUACCAUUGAUUCCAAAUUGCUUUUGCUACAUGCAGUGAGAAGAAUAGCAAAUAACAUCUGUUUAAAUAACAUUCAGCAGUGUACAAGCCUAACAUUUUAUUACUACAUAUACAGUCGUCAAAAAUUGGCAAAAAACUGAUGAAAAGGAGGUUGCCUGAGGUGCAUAUUAAUUUGUCUACAAUUUUGCAACCAAAAGAAAACCGCACCUUGUUUAUUUGGUUUUCUGUUUCUUCAUUCUACCACAUUCUGACACCAAAUAUGUUAGGGAGAAAAUGCAUUAAACAUUUAUACAGAGCCUUUUCCCACUACUAUAAGCAUUAUCAAAAUACUUUAUACAUUUACACAUGGAAGUAGGGCCGUACUUAGGGGCAGAGAGACGAGGUAUCUGCACAGGGCCCCACGCUUUUGAUAUUUAUCAGGGACCGCGUGCUUUUGAUUAAUAUGGUAACUAGGCUUCCAAUUAAUCCCUAUACCUCAUGCCCCACGGGAGCUAAGAACGGGCCUGCAUACACCUUCAAAGUUCCGAAAGGGUUGAGGAAACAACGUGUCGCGAACCCUGGGGAACAGGAACGCGAAAUAGACACAGGUGUCGCGAUUGAGCUAACUCCCUUGGCCAAUUACAUUUUCCAUCACAUUUGUGUAUGCUAUAGUUCUCACAAAUGACUUCGGGCCCUCAGCGUACACCCCAAUAAACAAGAAUUUUCGUGACGCUUAUCGUUUCUACGAGAACAAAGACUGCAAAGCAGACUUCAGAAACUACAAGGGGGAUAUCUAUCUUGUGUCCUCGGCUACACGGUUACGAAAGCUGUCCCAGUCCAGGGACUGCACGUCGCUUUUCGACGACUGAUUGUUCAUUCGACUAAACUGUUAUACAGCACAGUGGUGCGCGCUGGGAUGAGCAAUGUCACGAACAGCCGCGAAACAAACACCACCCUAAUGCUACGUAAUCCUGCCGACUGGUGCUUGGGAGUGCGGGCGAAUACCCACGGAUGUUCUCUUCUCCCUUGAGAACGACGACUCCUGUCAUUGGCCUUGGCAUCGAACUUCUGCUUCUCAGGUCUUUGCCUUCUUGGCUGAAGUCUCGGUCUUGGAGAAAAGAUUGAAGAAAGCUGAAGACGUAUCAUUUGUUAACCAAGUACGCCGUAGGUAUAGAGGUCAUACCAAGAAGUGUCCUGCCAUGUUCUCGUUUGCUUCGUACACAAACACAAAACAAGGGAUGCCACUGGACUGUACGAAGCAUCCUUUACCCAAUUCACAGUUGGGAAGCGCGGACAAGGGAAGACCAUUAGCCCCACCUGUAGGUGGUUGGGUAGAGAACAACUCCCUCCAACCAACUCCCUCUUCCCUGUGUAAUGCUGAUAAUUCCCUCAAGCCAUGCGCGAAAGAGCCUUCAGAUGUUUACUAACCGUUAGGCAUAUCUGUCGAGAUCGUCAUCAACACCUUCCUUUGGCAGCUGUUUAUUUGGCUUUCUUUAGCUAAUACCUCUCUAGAAACUGGUACACAAGCCCCCUGUACAAGUGGUCUCUGAGCUUGUGGACGUGUCAAGAAUUCCAGUCUUGCAUCAUUGAAUAACUACUGUUAUGAAUGAUCUGUUACCCACGGAAAGAGAUAAAGGGGCAAGCAGUGUUUGGGGUACUUUUUCUAAACCAGACCCUCUUGCGAGGAUGGACAAUGCUUUUCCUGAAAAGGCUUCCCAGUCACCCUGGAUUAUCUCUGUCAGUCCGAAAAACAAGCGACCGAAAGUCCAGGGCCGACUGCUUGCAUAUUAAUGACUACAACCUCCGGUGGUCACUACUAAUUUCCAAUCGGAUUACUCCUACUUUUACAUCGGAAACGACGUUGAAAUAACUAAAUAAAACUUUUUAUUAAGUGGAACUCCAGGCAUUACAGAAAAAACCUGACUUGGCUUUAUUUAGAGUUUGAAGGCAUUGUAAAAAUGAUAAGACUUAAAAGGUAUUAAAUUGAAUGUUUAAAUUAGUAGCAGAUGAUGUACUGACCAUGAAAAUUGUUACCAAAGUGCAACUUUAAACAUUGUAGGGAGAUGCAAGCAUUAAAUGUUUUAUAAUUCCAAGAACUCUUUCAUACAUUAACUUAAUUGAAGCUUAUACAUGUACAGUAAAAAAUCCCUAUUAAGACUUGCUAAAAUCCACCCAAAUCGGAGCUUAACUGAGAAGAGAUCAACCAUUUGGCUUUUAUUCCACGACUUGAUACACCUGUACAGGGGCAGGUAAGAUAGAAGUUUAGGUUUUGAGCAACAUGGAAUAAGUAAAUGUAAAUCAUUGCAAGGAAAAAAAAAAUACAAUUUACAGUUAGGUUUCUUUAUUCUUCUUUAUAUUUUGUUUACAUGUGCAAUGUUUCUCCCUGAAUCAAACACAAUUUUACUGCGGUAAUAUUGUAGUGUGAAAUGAAGUGACUAGUGACCUGCACUUUUCACUUCCACAGAAAACUGCUUAGUUUCCUUUAAAAUUAAAGUUCAUUUAUUAAAAUGUU